GAGUGAAACGACAACGAUGGCGACGUUAGGAUCAAAAGUGGGAAGAAUGAAAUUGGGUUCAGAGGGGCUUGAAGUAUCUGCUCAAGGACUUGGUUGUAUGGGUAUGUCCGCUUUUUACGGGCCGCCCAAACCCGAACCCGAUAUGAUCGAACUAAUCCACCAUGCCAUUAACUCCGGCGUCACUCUUCUUGAUACCUCCGAUGUAUAUGGGCCUUACACCAAUGAAAUCCUCAUUGGUAAUGCUUUGAAGGGAGGGAUGAGAGAACGAGCUGUAUUAGCAACAAAAUUUGGUAUUGUUUUAGGAGAUGAAAAGAAAGCAGAAGGAAAGAGAGAAGUGCAUGGAAAUCCAGCCUAUGUAAGGUCAGCGUGCGAGGCUAGUUUAAAGCGACUUGAUGUUGACUGUAUAGACUUGUACUAUCAGCAUCGAAUUGAUACACGUGUUCCAAUUGAAGUCACGGUUGGAGAACUUAAGAAGCUGGUCGAAGAAGGUAAGAUAAAAUAUAUAGGUCUAUCCGAGGCUUCAGCAUCAACAAUUAGAAGAGCACAUGCUGUUCAUCCAAUAACAGCAGUACAAUUAGAAUGGUCUCUAUGGUCGAGAGAUGUAGAGGAAGAAAUAAUCCCUACUUGCAGAGAACUCGGAAUUGGGAUUGUGGCAUACAGUCCACUAGGACGGGGCUUUUUGUCUUCCGGUCCAAAGCUGCUUGAGGAUUUGUCAAAUGAAGACUACCGAAAGCAUCUGCCAAGGUUCCAGGCUGAGAAUCUUGAGCAUAACAAAAAGUUGUAUGAACGGAUUUGUCAAAUGGCAGCUAAGAAGGGAUGCACCCCUUCUCAACUAGCGUUGGCCUGGGUACAUCACCAAGGAAACGACGUGUGUCCCAUUCCUGGCACCACUAAGAUUGAGAACUUCAACCAGAACAUUGGAGCUCUGUCCGUAAAGUUAACAUCAGAAGACAUGGCAGAACUUGAAUCCAUUGCCUCAGCUAACGCAGUCCAGGGUGAUCGAUAUAUACCUGGUAUGAGUACUUUCAAAAAUUCAGAAACGCCGCCCCUUUCAGCAUGGAAGGCUACAUGAUGUUGCAGUUGCUUGAGUUGUUCUUGUGUUUGUGCAUAAUAUGCACUGAGAAAGUAUAUUUCCCUGUUUCAAAAUUCAAACUAUAGUGCCAUUUGCUUAUGGUUCAAAUAAUAAAUUUCAU
Molecule: messenger RNA, 1193 nt
Organism: Solanum verrucosum
Lineage: Eukaryota; Viridiplantae; Streptophyta; Magnoliopsida; Solanales; Solanaceae
Product: auxin-induced protein PCNT115
Exons: 5
Coding region: 17-1072 (351 amino acids)
Cellular component (GO): cytoplasm
Source: RefSeq, a predicted model, not a curated record